CGCCUCUUCCUGGCCGCAGCGAGAGCUGUGCUGGCAGCGGGGAGGCGGCGGCGCCCAGCUCCCGGCCCGCCAUGGCGAUCCGCAAGAAGAGCAACAAGAACCCGCCGGUGCUGAGCCACGAGUUCAUCGUGCAGAACCACGCCGACAUCGUCUCCUGCAUGGCCAUGAUCUUCCUGCUGGGGCUCAUGUUCGAGAUUACAGCAAAAGCAGCUGUCAUUUUCGUCACUCUUCAGUAUAACGUUACCAUUCCUGCCACAGAAGAACAAUCUGCAGAAACAAUCUCUCUCUAUCACUAUGGCAUCAAAGACUUGGCUACAAUUUUCUUUUAUAUGCUCGUAGCAAUAAUCAUACAUGCUAUUAUUCAGGAGUAUGUAUUGGAUAAAAUUAACAGGAAAAUGCACUUUUCCAAAACAAAGCAUAGCAAGUUCAAUGAGUCUGGACAACUUAGUGCGUUCUACCUUUUCUCCUGUGUUUGGGGCACGAGUAUUCUUGUCUCUGAGAACUAUAUAUCAGAUCCAACCUCUCUGUGGAGGGACUACCCACACACUCUGAUUCCGUUUCAAAUGAAGUUUUUCUACAUCUUACAGUUGGCAUACUGGUUUCAUGCUUUCCCAGAAUUGUACUUCCAGAAAACUAAAAAAGAGGAUAUCUUUCGCCAAAUUGUCUACAUUGGACUUUAUCUCUUUCAUAUUGCUGGAGCCUAUCUUUUGAAUCUGACCCACCUUGGACUUGUUCUCCUGGUAUUACAUUACUUCGUUGAAUUUCUUUUCCACAUAUCUCGUCUUUUCUACUUUAGUGAUGAAAGAUACCAGAAAGGAUUUUCACUGUGGGCAGUCCUUUUUGUUUUGGGAAGGCUUCUCACCUUGAUUCUUUCUGUCCUCACUUUUGGCUUUGGUCUGGCAAGAGCAGAAAAUCAGCAGCUGAAUUUCAGCACUGGAAACUUCAAUAUCCUGGCUGUUAGAAUCAGCGUGCUGGCCUCCAUCUGCUUGGCUCAAGCAUUUAUGAUGUGGAAAUUCAUUAAUUUCCAACUUCGGAGAUGGAGAGAGCAUUCUUCUUCUCAGCCUCAAUCGGUGAAAAAGAAGUUUGUCACAGCUAAAGGAAAGACUUCCAGAAAAGAAAGAGAAAAUGGAAUAAAUGGGACAGUGACCUCAAAUGGAGCAGACUCGCCUCGUAGCAGGAAGGAUAAAUCCUCGUAAAACUGGGUUUUAUUAAGUUAAUUGACAAGUGUCCCCAAAGAAUCUGCUUUUUACAUGGAUGACCCUUCAGCACUAGAGAUGUAAUGGAUUAAAGAAAAUACAAAUCAUGGUUUUUGAUUAUUGCUAUUGUUUUGUGAAACUUUUUUUAAAAGCCAUUUUGACUAAAAGAAAAGGUUUAUCUGUCUUCAAACGCUUGGGGGGUGGGGGGACAAAACACUUUUUAAAUAACAUUGACACUUUUUUAAACACUUACUGUGAUGAAAUAACUUCACUUAAUGAGGAUCACUGAUGCAAUGUAUUAUUUCUUUCCAGUUUUUGUAAUCUUGGUGAUAUAUACUGUUUUCCAACUUCACUUUUUCCUAGUUCUUCAAAACUUCAAAUAUAUUACGAAAUUGAAGUAAAAAUGUAGUAUGCAUUUUCAGAUACUCUGACUUUUAAGUUAGUUGAUUCAAAUUCACAGAUCAAAUUGGAAUUCUAGGACCACAAAAGUGAACUUAUUUUAUUUUGUAGUUGCUAGCUACAUGAUGUCUGCUCUAAGAAUUGCCCCAUAUCAUUAAAACAAAACUGAACUGAUUGGAAAUGUUGCAGAGUCUUAUUGCUCGUUGGUUAGAAAUGUCUUACAAGGAACAGAGAAACCUUUCUGAGAUAAAGCUUUAGCACUUGAAAAUUAGAAGGGAAAAGUGUAUGUCAUGGAGUUGAUUUGAGUAGCACUGUUAACUCCUGUCUGUGCUUUUGAAGUGUACAUAUCUUGGACAGUUACUGUGCGUUGGACCUUCUUCCAAAACCUGUCUUUCUGAUUUUAGAGGGGGAGAUUCUUACACUGUGUUGUUUGUUUUAGGUGGGGAGGCAUCUAAUGCUCCAUGAAGAGGGAAUUUGUUAGAUAAAUGGAUCAAGUUUUGACAAACAUUCCUCUAUUCUAAAUGCUUUGCCUUGUUUCGCCUCUGUUAGGAAAUAGUUUGAUUUCUCCUAUAUAUAUAUUUUUAUGAGAGAAUAUUUAAAAGCUACAACUUCUUAAAACUCGUAUAUUGUGUGUGCCCUUCGCUACAGCUGGAGGAAUCUGGAUUUAAGAUUUUUUCCAUUAUCUGUCUUUCAGAAUUGUAUUAAAUGUGAAGCCUUGUCCAGCUAAUUUUUCAAUUUAAUAUGCAGUUAAUGUUUUUCUUGUGUAUCCUUUUGUAAUGGGAACCAUUUGACUUGGGAAUGAGUUAAAGAUUUUUAUUCAGUCUUGACGAGUUACUAAAUCAGGCUUUCAGGUUAACCCCAGUGUUAGAAUGCUUAUGGAUUGAGUAGGAGUGAUUAUAAGCAAUCAAACUGAGAAAUAAACAGAUUAACUAAAAAUUGUUACUUUAAUUGAGUUUAUGCCCAACAACAACAAAAAAUCUGCAUUCUGUAUCUUACACAGUUCGGUUGCUUACUAUACAGAAUAAAAUUUCUAGUGCAAAA
Molecule: messenger RNA, 2636 nt
Organism: Centrocercus urophasianus (Greater sage-grouse)
Lineage: Eukaryota; Metazoa; Chordata; Aves; Galliformes; Phasianidae
Gene: TRAM1
Product: translocation associated membrane protein 1
Exons: 11
Coding region: 72-1196 (374 amino acids)
Biological process (GO): SRP-dependent cotranslational protein targeting to membrane, translocation; protein insertion into ER membrane
Cellular component (GO): endoplasmic reticulum membrane
Source: RefSeq, a predicted model, not a curated record